GGCCUUUAGAUUGUCAAUCCAGUCUUUACUUGUCUCUAGUUUCUGGGGACGGGCAAGCAUAUUCGCGAAUUUCUAACUUUUUCUGCAAAGUUUGGCCGCUGUCGCUUUCUCCUAUCUACCACCAACGCAAUGGACGAGAGGGUGAACGAGGAAAUCGAGGCGCUGACCGCCAUCCUGAUGGACGAGGUAAAGGUGUCGCAGUCAGAAGAGUCGAUAACCGUGGAGACCGUGUUGUUUCCAUCGACGGCCGCCGACGAGGAGCAGCAGUACGUGACGGUCACGCUGGCCGUUGACCUGCCCGCCGGCUACCCUGACCAGAGUCCAAUCGUGCGCCUGAAGAAACCGCGCGGCCUCGAUGACGACCUGCUCUCUAAAAUACUGACUGAGGCCAAGGCCAAGUGUCAUGACUACUUGGGCCAGCCCGUCAUCUAUGAACUGAUCGAGUUGGUGAGGGAGCACCUGACGUGCAGCAAUACUCCAAGCUGCCAUUGCGCUAUCUGCUUGUACGGCUUCCGGGACGAGGACGAGUUCACAAAGACACCGUGCUUCCACCACUUCCACGCGCACUGUCUCGCCUCGUACGUUCGCAGCUACCAGGAGACGCAGAAGCAAGAGAAGGAGAAGGUGCCACUGUGGCAGCGCCUCCAGCACAAGGACUCCGAGGAUCACGACUGCGUGGUUCCAUGUCCCGUAUGCCGCGAGUCACUGAGCUGCCAGCUGGACAGAUUGGCGUCGGCCGCCCCGCCAAAGGACGUGCAGGACGCGCUCAACUUUCAACUGACUGACGAGCUGAAGGAGCUGCAGACCAAAAUGGCUUCUCUCUUUCUUUACCAGCAGCAGAAGGGCGGCAUCAUUGACCCUGAGGCUGACGACAGCAAACUUUUGCUGGUCACUCAAACGACGUCCAAUGAAGAGCAGGAGGUGGUGCCACCGCCGGUACCAGCACCAGCAACGCAGCCGCCAGCAUCAGGGUUCAAGCCACAGGCACCCGGCAGCCGCAGCUGGAAGCGAGGCGGCGGGGGUGGACAUCACAAGGCGGGAGGAUCGAGCCGGGGGCAGAGGGGUGGACGCGGCAGGGAGCGCAGGAAUCAACAGAAUUCUCCACUUGAGACAGCAAGAUGACAUCCGGAGCAAGCAACUCGCUUAUUAGUCGCUCCGGCAGCCUGACUCACCCUUGUAGGCACUUUUAUCUCUCUUUCUCAGUCAGUCUCUUCUUGUCCUGUUUGCACAAAGAUUUUUUUGUGUUGAACUGCUGCCAAUGGCACACCAUAUUCGCCCCCCGCAUCAAGCAUUGUCAGUGUGGAGCGAUUUGGUAAUUUUGUCAUUAUUUGUCAUCUGGAAGGAGUCAAGAAGAAAUUUCAAAACUUUAUUAUACAAUUAUAAAUUAUAUUUGAAUCGGAUCUAGUGAUUGCAAAUUUUCCCUUCAGAAACUAAAAGAGCACUCUUGAUGGUUGCUGCGUUCUUGGUUCUUUCUGCCAUAUUAUUUUUAUUUAAACAAAUCGUGUACUUAAAUUUUUGUUUUCCCUAAUUUUGUACAAGACGUCGUCAUAGUCGGUGCUUAUUCAGUCAAAUUUGAAGAUAACUUUGAGCACAUAGCAGACUCUGCCGAUUUUCCCCUAAUGUUUAAUGGUGUGCCCAGUUUAACUCAUGAGUUAAAUAAUGAUAUUUUGAAUCAAUUUUUUGUGAUUCUGUGAUAUUGAUUUUUCCAUUUUGAAAUGUUUACUUUAUAAUAUCACCAUUUCCACAUUAAGAUUAAUAUAAAUGUAUUGGAAGGUUUAAUAAAUAUGCAACUCUCUUGUUUCAA
Molecule: messenger RNA, 1804 nt
Organism: Cloeon dipterum
Lineage: Eukaryota; Metazoa; Arthropoda; Insecta; Ephemeroptera; Baetidae
Product: E3 ubiquitin-protein ligase RNF25
Exons: 5
Coding region: 130-1122 (330 amino acids)
Biological process (GO): protein ubiquitination
Cellular component (GO): nucleus
Molecular function (GO): protein binding; ubiquitin protein ligase activity
Source: RefSeq, a predicted model, not a curated record